GUGCGACUGCUGAUUAUUUUCUUUUAGUGUGCUAAUCAUUUCAUUAGUUCUAUAAAAUCGAAUAAAUUGAGGUUUAAAGUGCAUUACGGGAUGACCUCCAACGGUGGUGGCGAAUCGUUUCCCGCAAAUGUGACAAUAUUGCAAUACUUAUUAGAAAAUGACACGACUGCGGCAGUGUCUAAAUCGACAGGCGUUAGCUCUAGUACGAAGGAGGUAUCUGAUACGUUGGUAAACAGGUUGGGAAUAAAGAACAGCAAAAAAGAUCCCGAACCUAUUACGGUGUACGAAUGUCCUAAAUCUGGCUGUGGUAAGCAUUAUCUACAACUAGAGCAUCUUAAAGCGCACGAGAAAAUACAUUCCGGCGAUUUGGUCUGCAAAUGGGAGCCACACCCAGAGUUGCGAGAGUAUGAAAACACUGGUGGGAGUGGUUUGAAGUUUUUGUUGCAGAACGAACACUUGGAGUUGGUAUACGAAGAAAGUGAUGACGUCUCAACGGAAGCCUCAAUGAACGACGGAUCACAUGAUUCUGAAAAUCUCAAUGAAGCUAAUGCAUCAGAAAGUGUAUCUGCGGAUGAAGCGAAAAUCUACGACUCUGAUCAGAACGCUGAAUGCACGACUACCAGUUCCAAGCGAAUGAUUCACGUAUUUGAUGCCGAUGUGAAUUUGGAAGAUAAUUUUAUUGUUUUGGAGGAAGAUCCUGACGAGUAUGUACAAAUUUGCUCCAACCAGGAUGAGUUAAUGAGAAUAACAUCGACAAGAGCGCGAAAGUAUCUUUGUCCCUGGGGAGGAUGUGGGAGGGCUUACACUAAAUCAUCGCAUGUGACUGUUCAUUUGCGGUCGCAUACUGGCGAAAUGCCCUUUGCUUGCACCUGGGAAGGGUGCCAAGGUCGGUUUUCGCGGGCUGAAACACUUACACGUCACUUUAGAAAACAUUCUGGUGAGCGCAAAUUCCUUUGUCCAGAAUGCCCAGCAAGUUUUGGUCGAAGCGAUCAUUUGCGUGGCCAUAUAAAACGACACAACAUCAAUAAUUCUGUGAUAGACAAAAUAAUCAAAAUUCCGGAAAAAGUCAAACAUGCUCCUCGAACAUCCAAGCUUUCGGCCAUAGCAACCAAACAGGCGAUAAAUACAAAACGAAAACGAAAAUCUUCCACACCAGCAUCCAGUUCAACGAGAAACCAUCGUUGUGCACAUCCUGGUUGUGAUAAAAGUUAUACGCGAGCUAGUCAUCUCAAAGCACACGAAAUUCUUCACGGGGAGACUCAACCUUUUUGCUGUCCUUGGGAAGACUGCGAUCGUUCAUUUUCUCGUUCGUUCGAGCUUUCACGUCAUCGUAGGCAACAUACCGGGGAGAAGAAAUUUGUGUGUCAUAUUUGCCAGCAGGCUUUCAUGCGAAGUGAUCAUCUGUCGAUGCACGUCAAGCGACAUAUUUUCAGAGCGCAUAAAGACGACGAGAUGGUUUAAAUUGGAUAGCUUAUUUCACAUCGGUCGCAACGCAGGAUUUAAUAUUUACUGUUAAUAAAUUAUAUUUGUUGUACAUUUCAUCUGUUUUAUUAAAAAUAUCAAUGAUCUGAAAAGUAUACUCCAUUCA
Topomyia yanbarensis is the source of this 1588-nucleotide messenger RNA. Its product is annotated as zinc finger protein 708-like. The record is from RefSeq and is a predicted model, not a curated record. Lineage: Eukaryota; Metazoa; Arthropoda; Insecta; Diptera; Culicidae. Gene Ontology annotation, molecular function: DNA-binding transcription factor activity, RNA polymerase II-specific; RNA polymerase II cis-regulatory region sequence-specific DNA binding. The transcript has 2 exons. Gene Ontology annotation, biological process: regulation of transcription by RNA polymerase II. The coding region runs from base 91 to 1461 and encodes 456 amino acids.